This is a messenger RNA of Helicoverpa zea (corn earworm), 471 nucleotides long. RefSeq lists its product as uncharacterized. NCBI's taxonomy places the organism in Eukaryota, Metazoa, Arthropoda, Insecta, Lepidoptera, Noctuidae. The coding region runs from base 1 to 471 and encodes 156 amino acids. The transcript is spliced from 6 exons. The record is from RefSeq and is a predicted model, not a curated record.
AUGAAAGAUAAAUCUGUUAAGAAAAAGUUGGCGCCAGAAAAAGAAUUAGGUCUUGGUGAACCCUACUGGCCUCAGGGAGACUGGGUAUUCUUGAGGACGAUGUUUCCGACCACAACCGUUAAGAAUUAUCGCGGAACUACAACCAACCCCAUGGGUCGAACAUGUGAUAGGAUUUGCAAUCAUUAUUAUGAACAGUACGGGAAAAUUUGUGCUCAUCGUUACAAUACGAAAAAGUGGCAAAAUGAAUAUAGGAAUUUUACUAACCUCUGUGACUUAGAUCACGUGAACUGUAACGACACACAAAUCAAGCCGAGUUGGCAUCUGCUACACAGAGGUGACUGCGAAGAAUUGAAAGAGAUGGUGUUGCUUCCACGAGGGAACCCUAAGACUAUAUUGGCCAGAGCCAAAAAAUGGGCCCCUUACACAUACAUACCAAAAUUCCAACCAAAGAGACCGAUUAAAUUAAAAUAG